UGUACUAACUCUUUUUUGCUGCUUCGGUGUACUACUGCCAGGCGACGCACUAACCGUCUGUCUGCAAGCUUCUCUCAUCUCGUUCAAAUGGCGAAGAAAACACGUACAUCUUCAAAGGGAGGAGAUAAGUUCCUCGACUUCUCCACGGUGAAGGAGAAGCGUGAAAAAAAACAGCCGGAAUCGAGAAAGGACGCUGAAGAACUCAGACUCGAGGAGGCCAUUUUCGGCAAUCUUGACGAGUUUAAAGAAAAUUUGGGUGCAGAAGAUGAGGAGGUGCAAAUAGAUGAAGGUGGUAAAGUCUCCGAACAGGAAGAAAAUGGAGAUGUCGCGCUUUUGGACGAUUCUGAGCUUUUUAUGAUGGACGUCGGUGAACCAAGCAAAAUUGACAGCGAAGACGCCGCUACUCGAGAUGUGGAUAUGCUUAGCAAUGCGUCAGAAGACGAGGACUUUGAAGAAGAGCAGGAGGAGGCCGUUUGGCACGAUAGCGAUGAUGAAAGAGUCGAGGUCUCUUUGUUGGACAAUGCUCGCCUCCGGAAGCUGCGUCGGUACGAGGACGAAAACAUGCUGAAUGGAGUGCAGUAUUCAGCUCGUCUGCGAGUACAGUUCGAGCGUAUAUAUCCCAAACCAAAAUGGGCACUAAAGAAAACAGACGACGAUGGUGAGAAUUCCGACGAGGAAGUUUCUUUGAGUGAAGCCAGUGUACUGCCCUCGUCUCUUAGAGAAAUUCUUCAGUCCUCCGUGUCAUAUGCGGCAAAGAAAACGUCUGUGUUGCAGCCUGGACAGAUUGAUAUCAAACGUUUGAAGGACGCGAACUUCCAAUCUCCAUCUCACAGCGGUAUUCGGUGUAUGAGCCUACAUCCUAUCUACCCAUUACUGCUUACUUGUGGUUUCGACCGCACGUUGCGUAUUUACCAACUUGACGGCCGUACCAAUCCUCUACUCACGUCUAUGCAUCUGCGCAGCUCCGAUCUCCAAACAGCAGCCUUCCACCCUGAUGGAAAGCAUGUCAUUGCUGGUGGUCGCCGUCGUUACUUCUACAUUUGGGAUUUAGAGACUUCAAAAGUACAAAAGGUCAGCCGUAUUUAUGGCCACCAAGACUUGCAACCCAGUAUGGAAAGAUUCCACCUCGACCCUUCUGGAAAGUUUAUGGCCUUGGAGGGCAAGAACGGCUAUGUGAACAUGCUCGAUGCACUUACUGGUCAAUUUGUGACCAACUUUAAAAUUGAAGGCACUAUUUCCGAUGUGCUUUUCGACUCGAAUGGUGCCAACUUGUUCGUGUUGAGCUAUGAAGCAGAAGUUUGGCAGUUCGACAUCAAGGCAAAGACGAUUGUUCGUCGCUGGCACGUUCAGGACGCUGUGGCAACGACGCGCUUUAGUCUUGAUUCGAAGAACCGCUAUAUGGCCAUUGGCAGUAAGAGUGGUAUCGUGAAUGUUUACGAGCUGGCUCGCAACGAUGCUCCUAAAGCUAUAGCAACGUUGGACAAUAUCACCUUCAGCAUCAACUCUCUGGCCUUUUCAACCGACGGCCAAGUGCUUCUUGCCGCGUCACGCGGUAAGAAGGACACUUUGCGUCUGUAUCAUGUGCCCAGCUUCACCACCUUCCGUAACUGGCCCACCAGUGUAACACCUCUUGGCCGUGUCACAGCCGUCAUCUUUGGCAAGGGAGGUGAGCUCUGUGUUGGUAAUGAAGCCGGUCGUGUUGGAUUCUGGAAACUUGCUCAUUACCUCUAGUAAGGAGAUGGUUGUCAAACUGACCGUCAUUUUUUGGUAUCAGAAACACAGAAAAAGCAAACAAAAAAGCAAGGGAGUGCGACAACACCAACUGCUGCUACUCUCUUGCAGGGAUCAUUUAUUCUUGGGCAUUCUGGGAUCGUGUGUAUAAUAGCUACAGUAACAGUUCUUACUACAAACCGUUGGUGGGAGGGGGAGGGGAGUGUGCGUGGGG
Messenger RNA from Schizosaccharomyces japonicus yFS275, 1945 nucleotides. Its product is annotated as CGI-48 family protein. Lineage: Eukaryota; Fungi; Ascomycota; Schizosaccharomycetes; Schizosaccharomycetales; Schizosaccharomycetaceae. The transcript has a single exon. Bases 88 to 1731 code for a protein of 547 amino acids. Gene Ontology annotation, cellular component: nucleolus; small-subunit processome. Gene Ontology annotation, biological process: rRNA processing. The record is from RefSeq and is a predicted model, not a curated record.